Messenger RNA from Histoplasma capsulatum G186AR, 678 nucleotides. RefSeq lists its product as uncharacterized. The transcript is spliced from 5 exons. NCBI's taxonomy places the organism in Eukaryota, Fungi, Ascomycota, Eurotiomycetes, Onygenales, Ajellomycetaceae. The record is from RefSeq and is a predicted model, not a curated record. The coding region runs from base 1 to 678 and encodes 225 amino acids.
AUGCCACCCAGACGACCGAAGCGGAAUAAGACGACGACGACGACGACGCAACAUCCACAUGAUAAUAGUAAUAAUACCAAAACCGCAUAUCGCUCAACCCUUUUCUCCCCCUUCCGCAGGAAACAUGCCACCCAAGCAAAGAAUGAUGGCGGGCGUGAUGGAUCCACAAUUCCACAUCCAGAGCCAAAACGAGCCCCCCAGACAACAUUCAAGCCAACAAAUCCCUGCCCUGGCCUAGCCCGGGACUUGGCAGUGGGCUGCACUGGUCCGUGGGGCGUACUACUGUACUGCUACCCUUCUCGAAGUACUGUCCCAUCUUCCGCUGAAUCUCUGGCGCAUCGUGAAUUCGUUGAUCCUGGGGCCCGCGGGCUGGUGUGGGGCCACGGGGCUACUGGGCCAGGGACCCAUGGGCUGGCCACGGACGGGCGAAGUGGGGUGCAGCCUGCCUGGAACCGUGGCUCUUGCAGCCCUGGAGGUCCCCUAGAAUCCCUCCCUCGGAUAGGGCACUGCACGCACUCAUUGGCUAACUCGCACAUGUUCUACCUGGGUACAUCGUGUACAUCGGGUGCAUCAUGCACAUCAAGGAAUGGGCCUGACGUGGUUCCGACCGUCGUAAACCGCUCUGUAAUUUGUGCCAAAGUGCAUCUCACUAAGCGUACCUCCCAUUACUAUUGCUAA